Molecule: messenger RNA, 720 nt
Organism: Eucalyptus grandis
Lineage: Eukaryota; Viridiplantae; Streptophyta; Magnoliopsida; Myrtales; Myrtaceae
Product: transcription factor bHLH162
Exons: 3
Coding region: 1-564 (187 amino acids)
Biological process (GO): regulation of transcription by RNA polymerase II
Cellular component (GO): RNA polymerase II transcription regulator complex
Molecular function (GO): DNA-binding transcription factor activity, RNA polymerase II-specific; protein dimerization activity; RNA polymerase II transcription regulatory region sequence-specific DNA binding
Source: RefSeq, a predicted model, not a curated record
AUGAACAAAAGCACAAGCAACAAUCAGUCGCUGAAAGUAGAGCGCAAAACUGUGGAGAAAAACAGAAGAAUUCGCAUGAAUAUUCUCUGCUCCAAGCUUGCUUCCCUCAUUCCUCAACACCAUAUCACCACUUCUAAGGAAUCGCUGUCGCGGCAAGAUCAGCUGGAUCAAGCUACAUCAUACAUAACGCAGUUGAAAGAAAGGAUUGAUGGGUUGAAACUGAGGAAGGAACAAGCAAUACUGCAGUCUGAAGGAAUUGACACAAGCAGCUCUUUGACUUCAUCGAUUGAUCAGAAGGCCAAACUAGGGUUCGUGCCUCCUGUGUUUCAACUGAGAGACCAUGGAUUAGGUCUGGAUGUGAUCUUGAUCAGUGGGAGGAGGAAGAACUUCAUGUUGUAUGAAGUGAUCAGAAUUCUCGAGGAAGAAGGAGCUGAGGUUGUCAGUGCCAGCUUUUCUGUUGUCGGUGAUAAGAUCUUCCACACACUCCAUGCUCAGGUGAGACUAUGUAGAGUUGGAGUAGAGACCACAAGGGUAUAUGAGAGAUUGAAAGAAUUGAUCCACUGAUUCUCUCUCUAAUGGUCGAUCUUUUAACGUUGCAACAACGAACAGUAUGAGAAAAGACAUGAACUUUUACCUAAAAAAUGGCAAUCGGCUGAUGCAGAUAGGGGAUGGAACGAAAUUCAUAGUCGACUUAUGUUUUUACGUUUGUUGCAGAAAUAA